AUGGAGACAGGCGAGCCAUCAUCGCGUGGCCGUGAAGAGGCACGACUCGAUGCAGAGCCUAUCGUCGAGCAACCACAGCGCAUCUCUAACCCGCCAGAGCGGAGCCAGCGUGCCCCUGAUGAGAUUUUCGACAUGUGGAUGGACUAUCUCAUGACCAAGGAUCGCAUCGACGACAAGGGCAGAGCCGUUUGCCAGAUGAUCAAGACCAAUUACGAAAGAAUCCAAACCGAGAUGCCGGCUGAUCUAGCUGGUCGGCUGGCCCUAGAUCUCGCCAUUUUCACCAGGGACUCCUUGAUGUCCGACUACGACAUUCCCGAGCAUAAUCCGGUUUUUCAAAAGGUCACCGCCAAGGCCAACAGACGGAAAAACUCAACGGAACUCCUCGCGGUCACUUUCCCUCAGUGGUUCUUUCUGGCCGUUACACUCGGGGUCAACAACCCAUCGCUUGCCCCAGUGAAGGAGUUCAUGGAAGCUCACUGUGGAUGUGAGUUUUCGUCAAAUGACAUCAACUUCGACUCCCUCCCGGCGGAAAAGUGUCAUGAACUUUUCAGGGAUUUGAAGAGCUUCGACUUGCCAGGGACACACCGGGCAGACGAUAACAUCGAAUGGUCCGUAGACAGCGAUGCUGAAACAAGCGGCGAAGAUGGUGAUGACUCCACCACAACCUCAGGUCCUGGAAGCGUUAACACGUUUGCAUCCAUCAAGAACAUCCCCGGAUCCCGAACACCUCCUGUCUUACCAACGCCGUCUAACGAGCUUGAUGGACUACCGGACACCGAUGUAGGCACCUCGGGGUCCAGUGUCACAGAUGCUUCAGCAGCCACCGUUACAACAACCUCGAGUUGUAUUGAUGCUACCAAUUUGCCUGGCGUCAGCGUUGGAAUCAUGGGCUCUGGUAAUACAGAUACAUCAACAGCUCCUGAUUCCGGAGGCUUGGGUGAUCUCGGUAAUGCCAUGGCAGUCACCACGGAAUUCGAUGCGGAGUUAGACAGGGUUAUUAGUCGAUUCCAGGACGAAGCAUUGGUGCUUUCUGAGUCACUUGCACGGGGGAUUAUCUCGUCUUCAACCAGCUCUGCUGCUCCAUCCUCUGUUGGGGCAGUUAUUCCGUCUACCAGCAUUCUUCCCGAGUCAAAUGACAACGCAACCGAUUCUUCUAUCGACAUUACUACUGGGCCAUCUACGCACAACCCAACCGACUCGUCUGCUGCCAGCGCGCCUGAUGCAUCUCCUGUUGGGGUAAUUGUCUCCUCCACUGGCAACACGGCUAAUUCGUCGGCUACGAACCAACCUAGCGUAUCCCCCGGGACAAUCAUUCGAUCUGCUAUCAACUCUGCUGGGCCGUUUCCUGCCAAUACUGCUAGCAACAUACGUGGAAUCUUUCUUGAUCAGUCUUCCAUCAAUGAUCGCAUACGGGCUGCCCAAGACUUGAUCGAUUCGAUCUAUCAAGCACAAGACACUAUGACCAGUUUGGAAACGAACUUUCAGUCCCUACGACAAGAGGUGAGUGAUUUUACACAAGCGAAAACCCUCGAGAUGAAGAAAGUUCGCGAGGACCUGCACGCCGCGCAGAUAGGUUUUUUGUGUGACAUUGAAGCACUCCGCAAACGACAAGACCGUCUCAAAUCGAUUUUUGAUAAGAUUCACACCAGAUUAAUCGAUAAACACCGAGAACGGUUUAAUGCAAUCAAGGAGGAGAUAUCGGCAGGAUACGAGCAGAUGAGACGCUACGCAGGCGAGUUUCGCUCCGAUAUCAGGAAGGUUAUCGACAACCACAACAUCGUCCUGAACCAGGUAAAGCGCGUUGAGCGAAGUAUCACCGCUCUCCAGAACAAGGUAAAGUACAUUGAGAAAAUUAUCACCGCUAUCCAGAACCAGGUAAAGCGCGCUGAGGAAAGUAUGACUGCUAUCCAAAACCAGGCUACAGGCGCUGUGGCAAGUGUCAAUGCUCUGUCAAUACGGGUAUCCGUGAUGGAACAGACACUUGCUCUGGUCCCAGCUCUGGUUCGGUUCUGUGCUCAACUAAGAGAAUCUCUGAAGUCCUUUUCUGGCCCGAACCAAGAACUUGCUUCCAACAAUGGUGGCAACAAAAGAACCGGUGAACAAUCCAAACAUGGCAAUGGAAAGCGACAGCGAACUAUGGAGAAUGAAACCGAGUAA
Fusarium mangiferae is the source of this 2157-nucleotide messenger RNA. RefSeq lists its product as uncharacterized. Lineage: Eukaryota; Fungi; Ascomycota; Sordariomycetes; Hypocreales; Nectriaceae. The record is from RefSeq and is a predicted model, not a curated record. Bases 1 to 2157 code for a protein of 718 amino acids. The transcript has 2 exons.